CCAUGGAAAAUAUAUUGCUACCUUGUCACUUGCUUUUGUCCUCCAUUCAUCCUUAGAUUGCUAGGUAAGAAAGAUGCCUCGUCUCAAUUAGCCUUUCGGGAAAAGAUCGGUCUGGUCUCCAUCAUCCUAUGCAUUAUGGGAUUUGUCGGUUUCUUGACAUUCGGAUUCACCCAAGUCGUUUGCCCUCGUCCCCCCAUGAGCUACCGUAUUGACAGUAUCAGCCAAGGGUAUGUGGUGAUCCACGGUUGGGCCUAUUUUUUGGCCUCUUGGAACGAUCACCCGCCAAUCCCAGAUCUCGGAACAGAUCCAAUGAAUCCAAUCUAUCCCCCUGUCAAUGCCAAUGGAAUGGACGCUUCCUUUCUGUUCCAAAUGCAGAACAACAAUAAAUUUUGUGCCAACAUAAUAACCGCAAAAUCAAACAUGGUUGUCGGCCAGGACAGCUCAGUCCCAACCUACUUUCCCUGUCGUCUAUUCGAUCCCCACUCCCUCGAGGUUCCAGACAGCAACACAUACUCUAACCAUUCAGGAUGCCAUCUAAGCCCCAACGCACGUUCAUUGUUUAGAGACAUGCGCACUUAUGGUGUACCGAGCAACAAUGGAAAAUUCGACAAGGCCGGUCGAGUUUACUAUGACUGGAAAGAAGUCAAUACUACAACUCACCUUUCUGUUUACAACAGCUAUGUAUUGAACCUUCAUCUGCUUACUGCACUCCCUCAAUCACUUUUUAAUGUGCCUGCUGGUGGACUUAUCGAAACUAUUCUCGGAAAUACAGCUCUUUAUGGAGGCCAGGAUAUAACUCAUCUGGUUGCAUCUCAACGUACUCCCGGAAUUGAUUGGAAAGCCGAGGCCAACUGCUUAUUAGAUAUAAUAAAGGUCGGCGAAAUCGACACACAGAGCGUGGGUUGCAUUGCUUCUGAUGUCGUGCUCUAUACUUCCUUGAUCGUCAUCCUGGGCGUUAUCAUAGUCAAGUUUGUUCUUGCAGUUGUGUUUGGCUGGUUCCUAAGUUGGAAACUGGGUAACUUUAAGGAAGGUCGGUCCUACAGCGAGCGCAUGAAGCGUGAAUUGGAAAUCGAAAACUGGACGUCUGGUAUUCAUCGCCCGGCCGAAGCAAUUCGACCCCAUUCGCCUUACGGUGCAGGCUCAUUGAGGCCCAAGAACAAAUGGAUGCCAAGUACCUCUCGCUUUACAAAACCUGAAACAGGCUCCAUGCAUUUCAAUUCCACAGACAGACCAGGAAAUGCAUCAUGGAAACAAGUAUCCAGUCAAAGCGGGUCUUUACAUCGCCAAAGCCCAACUUUGCCUUCAAGCCGAUCUUCACUUGUGUCUUCUAAUGUAACAAAUUCUACAUGCACAAUGGCCUGCCCGUUUCCUAUUUCAUCACACGCAAUACCCCAGCCAAAACGAGACUUUAUGCCAUUUGGCUUUGUUCUAGCCCACACAAUGUGUCUUGUUACAUGUUACUCUGAAGGCGUUGAUGGCUUGCGCACCACUCUAGACUCAAUUGCUACUACCGACUUUCCAAAUUCACACAAGCUCAUAGUAGUCAUUGCAGACGGAAUAAUCAAGGGUCACGGAAAUGCCUUGUCCACACCUGACAUUUGCAUUGGAAUGAUGGAAGAUUUUGUGAUUGCACCAGAAGAUGUCGAGCCUCAUGCAUAUGUGGCAAUUGCAGACGGCACAAAGCGUUACAACCAGGCCAAGGUGUACUCUGGAUAUUAUUCUUAUGACGACUCGACCGUUAAUCCCGAACACCAGCAACGGGUGCCAAUGAUCACAAUCGUGAAGUGCGGUGGGCCAUCUGAGGCAGGCGAGAAUAAGCCAGGAAACAGAGGAAAGCGAGACUCUCAGGUUAUUCUUAUGUCCUUCCUUCAAAAGGUUAUGUUUGAUGAACGGAUGACAAUGUUGGAAUACGAGAUUUUUAAGAUGAUCUGGCGUGCAACUGGUGUGAGCCCUGACAAGUACGAAAUUGUUCUCAUGGUUGACGCAGAUACAAAGGUUUAUCCAGAUGCCCUUUCACGUCUAGUGAGCUGCAUGGUUAAUGAUCCUGAGAUAAUGGGUCUCUGUGGAGAGACAAAGAUUGGCAACAAAUCUGACAGCUGGGUAUCCAUGAUCCAAGUGUUUGAAUAUUAUAUCUCUCAUCAUCAAAGCAAGGCAUUUGAAUCAAUUUUCGGAAACGUAACUUGUCUGCCCGGGUGUUUUUGUAUGUAUCGUAUAAAGGCCCCCAAAGGCAACAACGGGCAUUGGGUACCGAUUCUGGCCAACCCAGACAUUAUCGAACAUUACUCUGAAAAUGUUGUCGAUACUCUCCACAAGAAAAACCUGUUACUGUUAGGAGAAGAUCGUUACCUAUCCACCCUAAUGCUACGUACUUUCCCGCGUCGUAAGAUGCUGUUUGUUCCUCAGGCAGUCUGUAAAACAGUCGUACCCGACUCCUUCCGAGUACUGCUGUCUCAGCGUCGUCGCUGGAUCAAUUCUACUAUUCACAACCUGAUGGAGCUGGUGUUUGUUCGCAAUCUGUGCGGUACCUUUUGCUUCUCGAUGCAAUUUGUCGUGUUUAUGGAGCUUGUGGGAACACUUGCUCUCCCAGCCGCAAUUUCAUUUACCUUGUAUCUGAUUGUACUCGCCAUAAUCGGACAACCCGCAGUUCUAUCCCUAAUUCUACUGGCGCUCAUUCUGGGUUUGCCGGCUGUGCUGAUCAUGAUGACUAGCCGUAAGAUGGUAUAUGUAGGCUGGAUGAUGAUCUACCUAGUCAGUCUACCGAUUUGGAACUUUGUAUUACCAACAUACGCCUACUGGCAUUUUGAUGACUUUUCUUGGGGUGAGACGCGCAAAGUAGAAGGCGAAGGAAAAGAGAAUCAUGGCGACAAACAAGGCGAGUUUGAUAGUUCCAAGAUCGUGAUGAAGAAAUGGCACAUGUACGCACGCGAA
Molecule: messenger RNA, 2928 nt
Organism: Phycomyces blakesleeanus NRRL 1555(-)
Lineage: Eukaryota; Fungi; Mucoromycota; Mucoromycetes; Mucorales; Phycomycetaceae
Product: glycosyltransferase family 2 protein
Exons: 5
Cellular component (GO): cell periphery; cell septum
Molecular function (GO): chitin synthase activity
Source: RefSeq, a predicted model, not a curated record